Messenger RNA from Polypterus senegalus (gray bichir), 2589 nucleotides. Its product is annotated as junction plakoglobin-like. Gene Ontology annotation, cellular component: catenin complex; adherens junction. The record is from RefSeq and is a predicted model, not a curated record. The transcript has 17 exons. Gene Ontology annotation, biological process: cell adhesion; positive regulation of transcription by RNA polymerase II. Gene Ontology annotation, molecular function: transcription coactivator activity; cadherin binding; protein phosphatase binding. Bases 231 to 2444 code for a protein of 737 amino acids. NCBI's taxonomy places the organism in Eukaryota, Metazoa, Chordata, Cladistia, Polypteriformes, Polypteridae.
CAGCUAUUGUUCAUUAAGUCUGGUGAGGAGUUGGUGGACGGAGCUGGACUUAGUGCGCGGAAGCGGGUUUUACGUUUGUUUCUGUUGUGGACCGCUUCGGGCAGAGUCAUCGCGGGAGCACUUCGGAGCAGCUCUGCAGUUGCUGAAGAAGCACUGGCUCCAGGAGCAUCCAGAUUCAUCCUGAGUUAAUUGGCUUUGAACAGUCUUGACCAGAAGUUGCUAGGGGACGCAUGGCUGGACAAGGACUGAACAUGGCAGAGCUGGACAUGGUGUUGGAGGGUUCGGGUAAAGUAAGUGAUUGGCAGAAGACUUACGCCUAUGAUUCAGGGAUCCAGACUGCCAGCCAUUCUCUGCAUGGUGUACCAGAUGAUGAUGAAUACACUCAGAAGUACACCACAUAUACCACAACGACCUAUACACAAAAUACCCUGCCAGAAAUGGAUACCCAGUUUGCCAUGACCAGAGCUCAGAGAGUGAGAGCUGCCAUGUACCCAGAGACUCUAGAUGAAGGCACACACAUACUUUCUACUCAGUUAGACCAAAGCCAGCAAACUAAUGUCCAGCGACUGGCCGAACCUUCCCAGAUGUUAAAAACUGCCAUUGUCCAUCUCAUCAAUUAUCAAGAUGAUGCUGAGCUGGCAACACGUGCCAUACCAGAACUGACCAAGCUGCUGAAUGAUGAGGACCAGGUGGUGGUCAGCAAGGCAGCAAUGAUUGUUAAUCAGCUAGCACGGAAACAAGCUUCACGACACGCUUUGAUGCAGUCCCCUCAGAUGGUGGCUGCUGUGGUACGCACCAUGCAGAACACCAGCGACAUGGAGACUUCUCGCUGCACUGCAAGCAUUCUUCACAACCUUUCUCAUCACCGUGAGGGCCUCCUGUCAAUUUUCAAAUCGGGUGGCAUCCCUGCACUUGUGCGCAUGCUGAGUUCUCCAAUUGAAGCCGUGCUCUUCUAUGCUAUCACUACCCUACACAACUUGCUUUUACAUCAGGAGGGAGCAAAGAUGGCAGUUCGUUUGGCAGAUGGCCUCCAAAAGAUGGUACCUCUACUGAGGAAGAACAAUCCAAAAUUCCUUGCUAUCACCACAGACUGCCUGCAGCUGUUGUCUUUUGGCAACCAGGAAAGCAAGUUGAUCAUCCUGGCAAAUGGAGGCCCUGAAGGCCUGGUACAUAUCAUGCGCAACUCUGAUUAUGAAAAGCUUCUCUGGACAACCAGUAGAGUGCUGAAAGUGUUGUCUGUGUGCCCUAGCAACAAACCUGCCAUCGUUGAAGCUGGUGGCAUGCAGGCUCUUGGGAAACAUGUGACAGAUGGAAAGACCAGACUGCAACAGAACUGCCUGUGGACAAUGAGGAAUCUCUCUGAUGCCGCCACUAAACAGGACGGCCUGGAUAAUUUGCUUCAGAUGUUGGUUAAUCAACUGGAGAUGGGUGACUUGGAUGUUUUGACCUGUUCCACGGGCAUCCUUUCCAACUUGACCUGCAACAACAGUCGCAACAAAACCAUGGUUACCCAGUAUAAUGGAGUUGAGGCACUGAUCCACACCAUCUUGCGUGCUUCAUCAAAACAGGAUAUCGUUGAGCCAGCUGUUUGUGCCCUUCGACACCUAACCAGCCGUCAUCCUGAUGCUGAAGUUGCUCAAAAUGCUGUUCGCAUCCACUAUGGCAUCCCUGCCAUUGUCCAGCUCCUUCAGCAGCCAAAUAAUUGGCCAGUGAUCAAGGCAACCGUUGGACUGGUUCGCAACCUGGCAUUGUGUCAAUCUAACCAGGCUCCGCUCAGAGAGGCUGGAGCAAUAUCUUACAUUACUCAGCUGCUGGUCAAGUCCCAUCAGGAUAUUCUGCGUCACAACACCUCACAGCAGACAUACCAGGAUGGAGUGAGGAUGGAAGAGAUUGUAGAAGGCUCCACUGGUGCAUUACACAUCCUUGCCCGGGAUCCCACCAACCGUACUGCCAUUGCCAACCUAAAUACUAUUCCCCUUUUUGUGCAGCUCCUGUACUCUCCGAUUGAGAACGUGAAGAGGGUGGCUGCUGGGGUUCUCUGUGAGCUUUCUCUGGACAAAAAAGCAGCUGAAGUUAUUGAUGGUGAAGGUGCCUCGGCUCCACUAAUGGAGCUUCUGCAUUCCAGCAAUGAAGGCAUUGCUACCUAUGCUGCUGCUGUUCUUUUCCGCAUUUCUGAAGACAAGAAUUUGGACUACAAAAAGAGAGUAUCAGUAGAGCUGACCCACUCUUUGUUUAAACAUGAUCCUGCUGCCUGGGAAGCAGCUCACAAUAUCAAUAUGGAUCAUUAUCAAGAUGAAAUGGAUCAGGCAUAUCCUGUCAACUAUGGCUACCCAGGUGACAUGGGUAUGGACCACCUAGAAAAUGAUAUGCAUAACAUGGAAGAUGUAGACUUCGUACAAGAUGGGUAUGAUUCCAUGCACUAUCCAGAUCACCGGAUGACUUAAUCCUUAAUUCAGCAUUGAUCCAGAUUUUUUUUCUCUACAAAAACAAAAGAACUAGAAGAGCUGCCUAGACCACUGAGGAAUUAGGCUUGCCAGAGAAGUGCCUGCCAGAAUAAGAAGCAGUUUUUGGGAACUAUUUAAAAAAAAA